This is a messenger RNA of Mesorhabditis belari, 1104 nucleotides long. Lineage: Eukaryota; Metazoa; Nematoda; Chromadorea; Rhabditida; Rhabditidae. The record is from the annotation of a GenBank genome assembly.
AUGACCCAACCAGCAGAGGAAGGUUAUAUCUACAAAGCCUAUUGCGGUUUUGUCGAGAAUCCCUACGUUCAAGAGGGUUACAAAAAGUACGAGGACGCCAAGCACAGCCAUCCAAUUCUUGAGAAUUCUCUACAAACGGCAGAGAAUAUGGCAGCCACUGGUCGCAACAUGGUCUUCAGCACAGCAUCUACUGUUUAUCGUCGUUUGUAUACUCAACCGAAAGAACGAGUUGAGAAUGCCUACACUUAUGGAGUCGAAACAACGAAAAACGUGGUCACUUAUGGAAAAGACACAGCUGCCAAAUGUGGAACACUGACUAUUGGAGCUGGAGUGAUUGCUGGUCAAUUGAGUUUAGCUGCAACACUCGCAUCAACAUCUCUUCUCAUUGAUGGAGCUGGAAAUGUAAAGAGCAAAACGGUGCAAGUCGUUGAAUACUUCGAGGCAAAGAUUUGGGAAGCUAUUCAAGAAGCGUUCAGGGUUUUGCGGAUCCCUUUCGAUUUCGCGAACGAGAAAUUUUUGGAAAGCGCCAAUUCGAUUUUGGAUGCAGCGGGAGCGAUUCUCGAAAAAUCUCUUGGAAUCCAAGUCCCGACUGGCGAUGAUUCUUCGUUGAAAGAUCGGGUGAAAAGAUUGGCUUUGAGCAUGUACAAUCUCCUCGUUCAUAAGGCCCACAAUCAAGUGAUCGAUCCAAUCUCCGUUCAAUUCCAAUCGGCUUUCGAGACAUUCAGCAAGAAUUUGGCUCUACUUGAUGUGGUUCGACAACAAGGGAAAUGGGCAACGGGGAAAGUGCAAGAUUCGAUCUCGGAUUUCAAGACAAUGAUUGAGACUGAGGCUGAGAAGUUGAGAAUCAGUCCAGAGGACCUCUUGUUGAAGGGAAUCCAUUCGGCAAACCAGAAUCUACAGCAGCGAUUGAUCACAUUGAAAGAACAGGGAACACAAUUGGGAGCCGGUGCCACCUUUGAGGGUUUCAUCGAAUACCUUCAAACAUUCGAGCAAUCCCUGGGACAAGCCGAGAGUUUGUACGCCAUUCAAGAAGAGGUUCUCGAAGAAGUCCGGAAAUACCUCGCCCGAGUGAAAUCCCAAUGGACGAAUCUUCGAAGUGCCGCU